CGGAAGUCCAUUUGAAAGGGUUGCGCGUCGGCUGCUGAAGUCUGAUCAGAAAGCGGCAGAUGGCGGUUAGACACCCGGUGAGGUCAUGAGCCUGCCUCGCAAACGCAGGGCCGGCACGUUGAGGCCUGGUUCCAUCCGAACCAAGAGCCUGAGAACAUCGGGGGGUGAGGGUGGAACCGUUCUGCCGCCAGAUGAGUGCGGAACCAUUUUGCCUGCAGAUGCUCUGCCACAAACCCCUCCACACAGAGCGCACAGCUCUCCAGCAGCCAAAGAGGGGGAGCCGGAGGGUCAGCUGUGGAGGCGUUCCCCGAGGCUGCAGGGCCUCAGUCCAGCAGCAUCCAUUCCUGAAGGUCUAACACAGAUUGACUGUGACCAUGCUGAGGGUCCAGCUGAAGGAGAGGCAGAGGGACAGGAGGCUGAGCAGGACUUGUUCAUCACUCUGGCUGAAGGACACAGUAGAGGUCGUCGGAGUGGCAGGAGGAAGGGAGGUGGGAGGAGGAGGAGAGCCCCUGACCCCACCCCCCAGGAGGAGGAGCCACCGGUGCAGGAGGAAGAGGAGCAGGAGGAGGUGCAACCGGAGCUGCCAAUCGACCGCGAGCUGGACCGCGAGCUGGAGAACAAAUCUCGUCAGCACAGACUCACUUCCGCCAAUGUCCGCAGCAUCAUCCAUGAAGUGAUCACGAACGAACAUGUGGUUGCCAUGAUGAAAGCUGCCAUCAAUGAGACAGAGCCUGUACCUGUGUUUGAGCCGAAGAUGACUCGCUCCAAGCUGAAGGAGGUGGUAGAGAAAGGAGUGGUCAUUCCUACAUGGAACAUCUCACCAAUCAAAAAACCCAGGGGAGCAAAGGCUCCCCAGUUUGUGGACAUUCCCCUGGAGGAGGAAGACUCGUCAGAUGAGGAGUACUGUCCUGACGAUGAUGAUGAAGAUGAAACUGCUGAAGAGACACUACUGGAGAGUGACCUGGAGAGUACUGCCUCAUCUCCGCGUGGCAGCAGAAGUGUCCACAGAGUUCAUGAUGAAGACAGAAACAAUGGCUCUCACCAGUUGUCUCGGAGGUUGGGGCACGUGAGGGUGGAGGUGGUGCCCAUGGGCCCCCCUCCUCCGCCUCAGCCGGCCCCGGGCCCAGGCCCCCCCGCACCCCCCAGCCGGGAGAGCAGCUUCAUGGAGAAGCUCCACGCCGUGGACGAGGAGCUGGCCUUCAGCUCACACUGCAUAGAGCCCUACCAGACGCUGGGUGGUGGCGGGGCGGAGGGUGUGAUGGCGUUCCGCACGCGCUCCAAGCGGCCCCUGAGGAACGUGCCCUUGGAGGAGCUGGAGGCGGAGCUCCGAGCGCCGGACUUCACCCCUGACCUCUACGACAUGGGCUCCGCCCACGAGGACCGCGAGUGGACGCACUGGCUGCAGGGACUCAUGAGCUCCUUGAACAACGAGGAGGAAGUGGACGAUGACGAUGACCCGGAGUAUAACUUCCUGGCCGACACCGACGAGCCCGAUGUGGAGGACUACAGGAACGACCGCGCCGUACGCAUCACCAAAAAGGAGGUGAAUGAGCUGAUGGAGGAGCUGUUUGAAACGUUCCAGGAGGACGUGGCUGUGCCGGAGGAAGAGGAGGUGCAUGAGGAGGUGGAGGAAGAGGAGGAGAAGGAGGAGGACACCGCUCCUGCAGCGCCCCCUACUGUCAGCAUCCUGCACACUGUCCAAUAUGAGAACCCUCUGGCUGAUGUUCUGAAUGAGAGUUAUCGUACGGUGAGAGAGCAACUGGCCGCUCUGCGUCGUCGGCGCGCCCUGCUGGAGAGUCGCGGUAUUGCAUGGCCCCCUCCCAGCAGCGAGCCCCCUCCACCCCCACUGGUGCUCACACACACACAGAAACUGCACCUGCAGCAGCAGGUGCAACAGCAUGUCCAGCUCCUGACUCAGGUGAUCAUGCUGUGCAGCCCUGUGGACAGGCUAAAGACUGAGACCUCCACCGCCAGGCAGUUUCUGUCGGAGCUGGAGGGGUUUGCCCAGCGAGGAGAGCAGGUGCGGCGUGUUCAGGAUCCGAUGUUCAGCAGCGUCUUCAGAGCAGCCAACCUCCAGGGGGCGCUAUUACUGCUGGAGGAGCUCAGCCAGGCCAGCCAGGCCAGCCUGCCCUCUACUCACACAGUGCCAAUCAAACCCACAAGUGGGCGGAGAUUCCCCAUGAUCCCACCCCACCUGGCGUGGCUGAUGGCCACUCGCUCCGCCUUCAUGCACAUAGAACUCCUCCCACACGUCAGCCUUGACCCCACCCAUCAUGCAUCCAGCACCAGCAAGAUCAAGAGCUUCACCCAGGGGGAGGACUGCCUGAUCGUUCUUGGCCACAAGCACUUCAGCGGGACGGCCCGGCCUCUCAAGAUGGCCGCCCACUACCUGCUCGCUGCUAAGACCGUCACCGAGAUCAACAAACACGUUUACGACGUCAGCCACCGCCUGCCCAACCACAUCGUCACGUCUUAUUUCCAGCAGAAGAAAGUUCCCAGCAUGCCACAGCCCUGCCGCCGAGUGGAACCAUCAGACCGGCGCCCUCCGGUGGAGAAAGAUGAGAACACCAUGCCACUCUGGCUCUGGAAAAGCUUGCAGGCCAUCUACAAGGCCGUGCAGCACCACGCUGGCCACCAGGGGGCGCUCUCUGGGGAGUCGGCCCCAAGAAGCAGCCCUGCGGAAGGGGAAGUCCCGUCCAGUGAGCCCAGCUGCCCCAAAACCCUCCUCCCCCCGCCGCCCCCGCGGCCGUACAGCUUCCCCCCCGGCACGCGCUACCCCCCCAUCCUGCCCGAGAGGCUGGUGAUGCAGCCGAGCGGGUUUAAGUGGGUGCCCUCGUCUCCGAGGCCCAGGGCCCCCCACGCCAAGCCCCGACGCCCACAGCGCCGCCAGCGCCUCUUCACCGCCACCUGGAGGCAGGAGGGGAAACUGCAGCCCAUUCAGCCGGCUCCCUCUCCAGGCCCGACGCCCCCAACCCCCAGGGCGCUCGCCGGGAGAGGGGGAUCGGUGUGUGUGCGGGGCCGUGGCGGACCAGUGUAUGUGAGGGGUCGAGGCGGAUCGGUGUGUGUGACUGGUCAAGGACGGGCGCUGGUAGGUAGCAUCACCCCUACACUGGGGCUCGGCGGGUUGAUCUUAAACCUGCCCGUCUCAGCGCCUUUAGUCUGUCCCGCCCCUCCGGCCAUGCCUCCUGCACGGAGAUUGGCUCCCCUGGCUCCCAAAGCCACCCCAUUGGGCAAGAGCGCCGUCAGUCAGCACUGCAACACCCUGAUGGGACUGCACAAGCUGCCGGCGUUCCCGACGCCCCACGGCCUUACCCAAGUGCCUCAGCUGGUGCUGGUGCCGUCCGGCCUGCUGCUGCCCAACCCCGCACCGUUGCCCCUGGCAACCACUGGCAAAGCCCAGGCCAGAACGCUCAGGAGGAGCAACAACCAAUCACAGAGGGGGAUGCGGGGGGAGCAACCAAUCACAGAGGAGAUGCAAGGAGCUGUGAGAAUGGAGCCACAGACAAUAGGAGGUGCAGGAGGAGGUGGAGGAGGGCUGGCGGAGAAGGGAACUGUUGUGACUGAGGAAGAGGAGGGGAUGGAAGACGAGGGGCAGAGAGAGGAGGAAGAGGAAGGGGAGGAGGAGGAGGGGUAUGGGUCCGGUGAAGGAGAUGAAGGCCCCUUCCUGAUGCUCUCGGAAUCCUCGGGAAGUCCCACCCCCAGCCUCAGAAGCUGCACUGAUGCCAUGGUUACAGAGAUUGACAGGGAGGACAGCCACUCUGGUGGCGAGAGGAUGACAUCACACAGGAACUCUGAGGUCACUGAGGGACGGACCGAAGAGGAGACAGGAAACAGACAGACACAGAAGGAAGGCGACAACGACGACAGCGAGGCCGAGAGAGAUGAGGUGAUGAAUGUUCUAGAAACGAUGUCCUCGGCAUCUGAAGAGUCCGUGUUAUCUGUGCCAGAGUUGCAGGAGACCAUAGAGAGACUGUCAUGGCUUGCCUGGAAGGGAAGGUGUGAUGCAGAGAAGAGAUCAGGAGAGGAGAAGAGUCUGAAGAAAACCAGCGCUACAUCAGUUCUUGACUCAGAUGGGGAGAGAGCGCCCUCUUCUGGUGACAAGUGGACUGCAGCGCGGGAGGUUGGUGUUGAGGAGGCACCUGUGCCCUUGUCUGAGGAUGCCGGCCUCGAUGACGACCCGCGCAAGGAGACUAAAGAAGUGGCGUUUGCCCAGGCCUACCUGGAGAAGGUGCGCGAGGCUCUCCAGGUGGUUCCUGGGAAGGUGGAGGAGUUCCUGGGGGUGCUGAACACGUUUGAGCGGGAGCCCGAGGGCCGGACGCCCGUGGAGCUCUACCAGCGACUGCGACCACUACUCCAGCACUGGCCCGAGCUGCUGCAGGACUUUGCCGCCUUCCUGCAGCCGGAGCAGGCUCACCAGUGCGGUCUGUUGGUGGAGCAGCAAGCGUUCGAGCGCAGUCGGCGAUUCCUCCGGCAGCUGGAGUUGAGUUUUGGAGAAGGCUCCACCCUUUAUCGUAAGGUGGUGAAGCUUCUGAGAGGAGGCACUAGCCAUGGUGGCAUUGCAGAGGUCAAAGCUCAAAUAUCCAGUCUGUUGGGAAGCCACAGCCACUUGCUGGAAGAAUUCUGGGUAUUUUUCCACCAGCUUUACCCACAGGCCUCGGAGUCUGCUCAGUCAGAGGAAAUGAAGCGCCCAAACACCGAUGCUGGACGCCAGGACAACCAGCCAAUCACGUCUCACAUCCAUGCACAAGAGGAGGACUGUGGUAAUAGUCUGCCCCGCAGUUUGGGACGGAGGAGGCAGCUGGUGUUCCCAGACGCACUGGACACGGGCAACACCAGAGAGAGGCUCCCAGCUCAGCAGAGUCCGCUUCAGGAUUUGGAGAACGCUGCUGUGGACCCAGAGAUUGUGUGCGCCAAGAACAUCUCCCUCAUGCCCAGCGGGGAGAGAGUGGUCCUCUGGACACGGGAGGCGGACCGUGCCAUCCUGACUGCCUGUCAGCAGAAGGGGGCCAAUCAGAGGACGUUUUGUGCUGUCUCCGCCCAGUUGGGCAACAAGACGGCCAAUGAGGUGUGUUCGCGAUUCCAUGACCUGAUGAGACUGUUCCACACAUCGUCGAGAGAGCGUUCAAGUGAGAGCGACAGUGACACGGAUGCCUCCUCCAGCUCUAAAGACGACCCAGACUGAACAGAACCAAAUUAGCAGCUGUCGAACCCGACCGGCACCAAUCUAGUGGUCCAGCUCUGGGUCCAGGGGGGUAUUCCAAGUGUGUGAUUUAGUGACAAACUUGGGUAAGGUAACUCAGAGUAAGUGGUAAACCUCCUACAACAAGAGCCCAGUGGCAUUGUUUUGUUAGGAGAAAGAAGCCAUACAGUACAGCUCUUCUAUUAGGAGGUUUACCACUUACUCAGGGUUGUCAAUAAAUCACGUUCUUGGAGUACGCUGCAGCUCUGGGUCCAGAUGAAGAGGCUUGAACACGUCCGUGGUCUGUGGAUCUCUCUCUGACUCUCAGCCAAUCAUCUGACGUCGCUCUGUGUGACUGGCCAAUCAGAACCAGACUCUGAGAUCAAUAUGAGCGCUGCUUUCAAUGAAGGGCACAGAACUGAAAACUUGAAAUAGUUAUUUAUUUACUUAUAUUUAUUUAUUUAUGCUGUCUUGUUUAUAAUGUCAGGUGCCUCAUCCCCUGUUCUGGUUAAGAUUGUUUGGGAACAAAGCAGCAUAUUCACAUGAUGUUAUAGUCAUGCUGUGGCAGCCAGCCGGCUGUACAUACAUGUACGUGUGUUAUUCAAUAUUGUACAGUGUACAGUAUGCUUUUAAAAAGUAUUACCAUUGUUUGUAUUGUCAGAGAAAUGUUGUUGACUUGCCUGAUUAAAAAUG
Molecule: messenger RNA, 5872 nt
Organism: Sardina pilchardus (European sardine)
Lineage: Eukaryota; Metazoa; Chordata; Actinopteri; Clupeiformes; Clupeidae
Gene: gon4la
Product: gon-4 like a
Exons: 29
Coding region: 86-5182 (1698 amino acids)
Biological process (GO): regulation of DNA-templated transcription
Cellular component (GO): nucleus
Molecular function (GO): transcription coregulator activity
Source: RefSeq, a predicted model, not a curated record